Rotaria sordida is the source of this 333-nucleotide messenger RNA. The record is from the annotation of a GenBank genome assembly. Lineage: Eukaryota; Metazoa; Rotifera; Eurotatoria; Philodinida; Philodinidae.
AUGAAUUUCUUGUGUUGCUUCUGCAAUGAUAAAGCCGAAGUGAACAAUAAUCAAGUACAACCCAAUCCGACUGUAAUAACAACUGAACCAUUACAAAUAGUUCAACUAGUACCAAAGUUCUCGAAUCAUUCUCUACCAACGUCAACAUCUAGUACAAAGGUUGGCGUUGCACCAGAUUCUGAAUUGAAUUCACCUGCACGAUCGAUUGAGGUGUCUUUUGAAACUGAAAGUGAAACUGAAGCUGAGUCGGAAAAUAAUGAUAUUGUCUUUAUCAGAUCUAUUAAUCGUUCUGCAUUUGCUGAUAUAAGAUCUAUUCCUAUGUCAGCCGUUUAA